UUGGAGCGUCGAGUUGGUCGUUGAGUCCUUCAGGCCUCUACCACCUCAACCAACAAACUAAAUCCAAUCCAUGGCGACGUGCCGUAUAAAAUUCACUCUCCGGUGCCCUUCUUCCGAUACGCAGCGUUUCACUUGUCGACUCUCAAACCCUAGCUCCCCUGUCCUACUUAAUCUCACCCCCGCCUCCUCUUCCAACCCCAAAAAGGUCUCGUGUUCCAGUGCGCGGCGGCGUAGCUUUGGUACUGUGAGGGCUCACAUGGCCACUGAGGAGAAACCGGUUUCCGAGGACAGAAUGCUUGUAUUCGUGCCGCCGCACCCGUUGAUCAAGCAUUGGGUUUCAGUUUUGAGAAAUGAGCAAACCCCUUGUCCCAUUUUUCGAAAUGCCAUGGCUGAGUUGGGGAGGCUUCUUAUAUAUGAAGCUUCAAGAGAUUGGCUGCCUACGGUCACAGGAGAAAUCCAAUCACCGCUUGGUGUCGCAUCAGUUGAAUUCGUAGAUCCAAGGGAACCUAUUUCGGUUGUUCCAAUUUUAAGAGCUGGUCUAGCUUUGGUGGAACAUGCGUCGUCAAUCUUGCCAGCAACAAGAACGUACCAUCUUGGAAUAGGCAGAAAUGAGGAGACACUUCAACCAACAGUAUAUCUGAACAAGUUACCUGACAAAUUUCCUGAAGGGUCACGAGUAUUUUUGGUUGAUCCUAUGCUAGCAACAGGUGGCACUAUAGUGGCAGCUAUGAACCUAUUAAAGGACCACGGGGUUGACAACAAGCAAAUUAAAGUGAUAUCUGCUGUUGCUGCCCCUCCAGCCCUGCAAAAGCUGAGCGAGAAGUUUCCAGGGCUUCAUGUGUACACUGGCAUCAUUGAUCCUAUUGUAAAUGAAAAAGGGUUCAUAAUCCCUGGACUGGGUGAUGCUGGAGACCGCAGCUUCGGUACAUGAAGUCAUUACUCAAGUACGCUGGCAUCUGAUUUUUAGUUCUUACUCCUGCAAUUUUGGAAUAUUAAGCCUAUUAAUAGGAAAGAUUUCUGAGAAUCAUUGUUUUAUUAGAGGAAGGUAAACUUGAUUCAUUUUGCAAAAUAUGGUAUUGAAGAAAUAGGAACCAAAAUGGGUCCCCCAUGGAUUUUGUAUCAACCGUUCCAAUUUUUCUUGAGCAUAAUUAAAUCUGGCUUUGGAGAUUC
Molecule: messenger RNA, 1170 nt
Organism: Prunus dulcis (almond)
Lineage: Eukaryota; Viridiplantae; Streptophyta; Magnoliopsida; Rosales; Rosaceae
Product: uracil phosphoribosyltransferase
Exons: 12
Coding region: 71-931 (286 amino acids)
Biological process (GO): uracil salvage
Molecular function (GO): uracil phosphoribosyltransferase activity
Source: RefSeq, a predicted model, not a curated record